Mizuhopecten yessoensis (Yesso scallop) is the source of this 1326-nucleotide messenger RNA. RefSeq lists its product as uncharacterized. The record is from RefSeq and is a predicted model, not a curated record. Gene Ontology annotation, molecular function: ADP binding. The transcript is spliced from 4 exons. Lineage: Eukaryota; Metazoa; Mollusca; Bivalvia; Pectinida; Pectinidae. The coding region runs from base 31 to 1326 and encodes 431 amino acids.
AUUACAUGAUACCACACCAAGGUACAAACAAUGUCCACUCUAAGUGUAUUCGUGGGGAGAGAAAGGGAAAUAGCGGAUAUUGUAUCUAAUUGGCAUACAAACAACACAUUUUUAGUUUAUGGACUACGAUCUAUAGGGAAAUCAACAUUGAUUAGAAAAUAUCUGUCAGUUCUGAAAUCGGACACACCAGAACUUACGUUUACCUGGAUUGAUAUGAGAUCAAUAAAACACCUUCGCCAGGUGUACAUAUCUCUGAUCGGGUCUCUGUCGUCUUCGGAUAUUCACAUGGAAAUCGACUGGAUGAACGGAAUCGUAGAGUUGAUAAAGACAAAUGUGUGUAGCGAUCAUGUCAUCAUAUUUGAUAACGCCGAAGAUACCAUUGAAGAUGGGCGGUGUACUGAAUUUCAAAAUUUGUGCCAAGUUUGUAUCUCCAGUUCAGAAAAAGUGAAAGUGAUCGUUACAUCUACAACUGAAAUUGGGUUUAAGGACAGUACGUUCUCUUUGACUUUAUCUCCUCUAUCGACGGAGAGUUCUGCUGAACUGUUACAAACAUGUGCUCCCUCUGUAAACUUUGGAGCCAGCUUGGCGAGCAUUGUCGAUCUGUGUGGAGGCUUUCCUCUGGCUGUACUGAUGACGGCGUCUAUUUUAGAAGACAGAGAUACUCUUUUUACACCAAGUGAUAUGGUCGACUUACUUCAGCUAUAUCGUCUUAAAGUCCUCAGUCAGGACGUCUAUCAGCGGCAGGAGAGAAUAGCAAUUGUGUACGGAGAAUUCCUAAAGAGACUGAGCGGGAUCCUCACAGGAAGGCUAUCCAUUAUCUGCUAUAUCCCUGGAUCAUUCACGAUAGAACAAGUAACGGAGAUGAUCGGACACAAAACAGACGGAGAAACAAAGAGGUUGACCCUUGACCCGGUGAUGCGUCAUCACGUGGUACACUAUGACCAAUCCACACGUCGUUACGAUGUGCAUGGGUUGCUCCGAGACUGCAUAGAAAUGUUUGAGGACACCAGACAUCUCCCAGAAACAAGGAAGCGGUUUUGUAAGGUGUUCGCACGGCUUAUGAACGCCAUCAGUGAGAAGGUAGAUUCUUCCGAGUACCUGGAGGGACUGUGUCUGUACAACUUAGAACGUCAGAACUUCCAGAAACUUCUUACUGACGUCAUGUAUACCACUGAGGAUACAUACGGGCUCUACAUGGAACUGGCCCUCAAGGNGGGGGGGGGGGGGGGGGGGGAUCAAGCUGUCUUUCUUUUGGCGAUUAAUCCCUCGGCUCUGUUUGAAGUCUGCUUCCACAAUGAGAAGUAUACUAACGAAUUUGUAACAUAA